CACGAGGGAGUCGGUAGGAGCUCCCAGUGGAUAGCACUGCUUGUCGGUCUAAACACCAGUUACCACAACCGAGUCGACCCGAAGGUUUCAAUGGCACUGGCUUGAUGGGAUCCAAGCAGGUGGCAAAGUGAUGGUGUAAGGACUCGCAGUCACGGAGGUGCUUGCGCGUGGAAUGUUGCGCUGGUCAGUGCACCUAGAAGGAGGGCCGCGGAGAGUCAACCAUGCUGCUGUGGCGGUGGGACACAAGGUGUACUCCUUUGGAGGCUACUGCUCCGGGGAGGACUAUGAGACACUCCGUCAGAUUGAUGUGCAUGUUUUCAACACAGUGUCUUUGCGCUGGAUGAAGUUGCCUCCAGUGAGGACGGGAGGACAUGAACGUGCCCGUGAAGUGCCAUAUAUGCGCUAUGGCCACACAGCUGUGCUGCUGGAUGAUAUUAUCUACCUCUGGGGUGGGCGUAACGACACAGAGGGGGCCUGCAAUGUGCUUUAUGCCUUUGAUGUCAACACCCACAGAUGGUUCACACCCAAGAUUUCGGGGACUGUUCCAGGGGCGAGGGAUGGGCACUCGUCCUGUGUCCUUGGGAAAGCAAUGUAUAUAUUUGGAGGAUAUGAGCAGCUGGCUGACUGCUUCUCAAAUGACAUUCACAAGCUGGACACCACCACCAUGGUGUGGUCAUUAAUUAAUGCCAGGGGCACUCCGGCACGCUGGAGGGACUUCCACUCGGCCACCAUCAUCGGGACAAAGAUGUUUGUGUUCGGAGGGCGGGCGGACCGCUUCGGUCCCUUCCACUCCAACAACGAGAUCUACUGCAACAAGAUCAAAGUGUUUGACACAGAGACCAACUGCUGGCUGAGCACCCCUUCAACACAGCCAUCACCAGACGGACGCAGGAGUCAUUCAGCCUUUUCCUACAAUGGGGAACUGUAUAUAUUUGGAGGAUACAAUGCCAGACUGGACCGGCACUUCAAUGACCUCUGGAAAUUCAAUCCAGAAGCCUUCUCCUGGAAGAAAGUAGAACCGAAGGGGAAAGGCCCAUGUCCGCGGAGACGACAGUGCUGUUGUAUGGUUGGGGAUCGAAUCAUCCUCUUUGGAGGAACAAGCCCCUGUCCAGAGCAAGGAAUGGGUGAUGAAUUUAACCUCAUGGAUCAUUCAGACCUGUAUAUCUUAGACUUCAGCCCUAAUUUGAAGACGUUAUGCAAAAUAGCUGUUAUUCAGUACAGUCUGGAGCAGUCAGGACUCCCACAUGAUAUCAGGUGGGAACUGGCAGCCAUGACCACCAACAGCAACAUCAGCAGGCCCAUCUUCUCCUCCCACGGCUGAGGCUGCUGAAUGUGAAACAGAAGCGGGACUUCUUGCUCUGUUUCAGGACACCAAGCUUUUAUCUUUCUAAUCAGCUGAGCUCCGGCAGACUGUUUUUGUAGAGUUUGGAUCUGUACGGGAUUUAUUUUCCACAUUCUCCAAGUGAAAACUCAUUACUGACCAAAAUAUCCUGCAUAUGAUUUCCUCGGGCACCACGAGCACUUGCUCAUGUCUGAGGAUAUUUUAACCCUUGGAACACUGGUUACUCGUGACAGAAAUUGUUGACACCUUUUUUGUCUUUUUUUCUAGCCUCUCUAGAAAUCCAAUCAGCCUAUGAUAAUCAUAGACUUCUAAUCUUAAGCACAGGAAGAGACAAGAACUUCAGCCAAAGGUCUUGAGAGCUAACCUCUUUGUUGAGAACGUCGUCCUGAUGUCACACUCAACAGAUCUCCUCCAAGAGACACGUGAACUGUGUGUUCCACAUAGAGACUAAGAUGGUCAUGAGUUCGUAUAUCUUGCAGCUCUAACUUGGUCAUAAAACCAUGUAAUACUACGACGCCCAUUUGUGGGAAAUGAAGUUAAUUACACCGUAUAUGGAGUGGAUGAGGCUAACUUAUUACUUUGGUGUUGAUUGCAAGGUGAGAGAGUAUUGGGUACAACAUUUUGGGGUGUUAUGCUUGUGAAAGGUUCUGUUUGACUGGCUUUCAGUGCUCAAACUUUUUUCCCUAUUUUUUUCCCAUCAUAACUUGGCGAGCACCUUUCUCCUUGUAAGUGUCUCAAAGUUGAUUUUGCAGGGCGACUGAAGCAAGCCUUGUAAAACUAAUCAAGUCCAUCUACCUCCCUCAAUAGCAUGUAUCAUUCAGUCUUUAAUAAGACUUCCAUACAUUAGACGUUUUCUUCCCCCCGAAAAAAAAAAAAGCCUUUUCACAGCGAAGUUUGUAUUUGUGGUUGUCUGUUAUAUUCUUCCAAGAAAGGCUGUCCUAUCACGGGAAGAGUGCGACUCACCUGCCACCCCACCCCUCACUCUGCAGUUUGUUUUUCAGUGCCAAAUGUAGAAAGGAAUCAUGAUGCAAAUAUAUACUGUGUAUGUGUGUAAGCACGUGGUCCCGUCUACACAUAAUCCUAGUCCACCUGCUUCAGUUUGCCUGUUGUUGUUGAGGGAGAUGAUCACUAAUAUGCAUAAUGUAGUGGUUCCACUUAUAGACAAUCCUACAGCGAUCAGAGACUCUCCUCGUGACCUGUGCUUAUUCACAGCACGGUGAAAAACCAGGACAGGGUGCCCGUGUGUUUGUGUACAACUACGAGCAAAGCUGAACCUGAGCAGAUGUUAUAAACGCAUAAGGGCUGUUAUUAGAUUACACACUCGCCACACAGCUGGAAAAUGACUCUGGAUUAAUCAAAUUGGGGAUGUUUAUUCAGGUUGUGUGUUUGUAUUCUGAUUACAAAUUUUAGAACAAAAGUUUGAAAACACAAGAGCGGUGGUGGUGGUCUUUUUUAAAGCUUUUAUCUCCAUCCACGAGUUAAAGGAAAAGGCUGGUGAUAUUCUGCAUUUUUUAUUAAAUCAACAUAGUGAACAUAAAAAGACCAAAACCUACAAUGUGUUAGUCCAUCUCUCAACACUACCCUACCAACUUUUGGUGAAUUAAUUUGCAAAAACAGCUGGGCGCUGUAGUUUUGAACAGCUGUGCUGCGUUCACAUGGAAUCAGGCAGACGGUAGACGGCACAUGGAUAACACCUUUUAGGAUGGCACGGGAAAAACAAACAGUCCAACAAGAUGGCAGGGCGGCAAAGAAGUAAAAAAAAUUAACUUUGAACAGCAGUGCCAUCUACCAUUAUCAAUACCAGCCUCACUUCAUUUAACUGUCCUGCUCUCAUUCACUAAAAUGAUAUUCGAUUUUCCAUUUACUGUCUCCCUGAUUGCAUGUGAACGCAUUACUUAAACAUGAGUAAAUAAAGCUUCUUCUUUGGGACUUUUUUUCAGACGAGCAAUUGCUGCACUUAGAAGUACUCACAGCAGCAGGAAAGUGUGACGCUGUGGCUCAUUUAUGUGUUUUUAAUAGUUUUCGGACAAUGAAAGUUUAUGGAGUAAGAUUUAUUUUGGGACUUUGGAUACACCGACAAUACUUGUUAGAACAAUUAAUUGUUGUUUUUGGUCUUUUUUGAGAGAUUAGUUGACAAAAGGAAAAAAAAAAAUCUGAAUAUCACCAGACUUAUCUUGUGAAUAUGACAUGCCAUCUAAAUGAAUAACUUGGUGAGAAUGAAUAUACAGGCAAAAAGAUUUUAUUUAUACUGCCUAUUUAUUUUGAUGUGAAUAGGAACUGUGUUACCACAUACUUGUGAGCUGCAUCAGUGUUUUUCAGUCCUGGUCUUUGGGACCGUGUGCGCUGCCGUUUUGUGUUCACCCAGAUAGUUGAAUUGAAUCUGUAUCAGUCAGUCUCUGAUUAGCUGGUCAGGAUUAAACCCCGCAGGGCUCUGGGUCGCAAAAAUCAGGACUGGAUGACACUGACCUAACAUGGUAAAUGUUUACAAAUCUAUGUAAUUUCAUGUAAAGCAGUGUAAACAAUCUUAAAUGCAGGUUGAAGUCACCAGAAAACUGCACUAAAGCCAAUCGUGGCAUGGCAGGCCUUACAGAGAGGAGACGUGUCGAUGCUGCUUUUUGCCUAAGUAGAGUUCAAGAGUUUGAGACGUUCGCCUGCCCAAACCAAGUCUGAAUUUUCUUUAUAGACCGGUGGUGCCAAUGAGACUCAGUCUUAUGCCCUGUACACUGCACAUGCACAUGGACAUAUCACACACUUGAUAUUCCUCUGUACCCCUGGACUAUACAACAGCUGAUGCAGUGAAACCACAGGGAAGCUAAUCGUGUGUUCACGGGGAAAAAAAAAAAACUACUGGUGAACAAAUCAAACUGUUUAUGUGACACCAAAUGGCUGCAGGCAAAACUGAUGAUGUUUAUUUCGUUUUUUUCUAAUGUGUGGUGUGGAAGUCAUUUUUAUUUUAGGAUUUUGGUCCUUAUGCGUGUGAAGAUUAUGGGUGAUGGUAUUUUCAGUCGAGAACUUUUCAGGCUUAUGACAUUAAAUAUCAAGUUAAUGACAAUGUAGACACUAUGGUCGAAAAUAAAAUACCUGCACAACACAUUUCCUCAGUGAUGGUCGCUCACUUGCCUCCAACAAGGCGAUGCUAAUGACGAGUGAUUUUUGCCCACAUAUAUUGGCGAUACAUUUUUAAUGGCAGUAGUGUAACACUGCAGUUUCUGAGGCUCCCCUGCUGUUUCUCAUUUAACUCUGUGAGAGGGUUUCAGCAAAUAGUUGAUCAAACUCGGCAGCAGGGAGACUCUUGCUUAUCAAAAAGCUGCUUCUGUUGAGAAAAGUUCAUCAUCAGAUCAUAGCGCGCACUCAUUAUAACGCAUUCAGAGUGAGCAGUAAUUAUUUCCCAAGCAGAAGCAAGUGGACUGAUUUCAUGCCAAGAAAUGUGUUCUAUCUUUAGGGCUUACAGUAUAUGGUUGAAUAAUUCAUAAACAACAAAGAAUGCUUGGGGAAAAAAAACAGAACAAAGUAUGGAGUGUAUUUGGGUUUAUUUUGCAACUGUGCAGGCUCCCUAUGUUUAUCGUAUUUAUUUUAUUUUAUAUUUGACACAUUUUUCAGAGGGGGCUGUCAAGGUUGGUCAGGACUUCCUGUGCAAUAUGCUUUAUUACUGUAUCAAUAAUAAAUCUGAGACAAUUUGAGUUGUUAA
This is a messenger RNA of Epinephelus lanceolatus (giant grouper), 5030 nucleotides long. It is a transcript of the gene klhdc3, whose product is annotated as kelch domain containing 3. Gene Ontology annotation, molecular function: chromatin binding; protein binding. The record is from RefSeq and is a predicted model, not a curated record. Lineage: Eukaryota; Metazoa; Chordata; Actinopteri; Perciformes; Serranidae. Gene Ontology annotation, cellular component: cytoplasm.